Vanessa tameamea is the source of this 1679-nucleotide messenger RNA. RefSeq lists its product as uncharacterized. Bases 213 to 1040 code for a protein of 275 amino acids. The transcript has a single exon. The record is from RefSeq and is a predicted model, not a curated record. Lineage: Eukaryota; Metazoa; Arthropoda; Insecta; Lepidoptera; Nymphalidae.
AUUUAUAAUCUGUCAUAGUCUGUUUAUAACUUUAUAAUGGCGGCUCUAUUUUUCAUUAGAACAUUAUUUGUAAUCGUAAAUAAACAAUUUUUAUACAAAAUAUAAGUGAAGUUCAUAAUAACAAUUGCCUUUUAACUUAAACAUAAAUAGCGUAUCGAUUAAAUUACAUCUUAAUCAAUUAUCUACGCGUAAUAAAUGUCAUUUAGUGGAAUAUGGAAAUACAUGAUGUCUCGAUAAAUGUGAAAAUGGACACCCAUAAUAUGCACGAAGCGCCUGUAAUACAUGACGCGAACAUUGCACACGUUAAAAUGGAUUCACAUUUACACGAACUGCCUGUAUCGCACAUACAGAUACCGUUAUCCCAACCAGCGCCUAUGGCUCAGCCAGUGGACCAAAACAUACCGCAAAAUCCUGAUCAAACAACAUCGGAGGACCUUUUGAAACCUCGAAUCGAGAAGAAGAAGAAGGAAGCAAUUGACGGACAAGCUAGAGAAAUAAUUUACAAAGUUAUUAAAUUCUUUGAAAGUGAAAAACAAAACAGAGGUUACGCGUUUCCUGUUGAAAACGUUGUAAAACGCGCUUGUGCAGCGACAGGAUUGUCAGAGAGUACGAUAAAACGCAUAAAGAGGGAAGGACUACGCGCUGAAGCUACUCAUACGAAAAUGGCCGGUCCUAAAAAGAAAAGAGUUCGCAAAACAAAGGUACAAUUAGAUUAUUUCCAACUGUGUGCACUAAGAGGCAUAGUUAACAGUUAUUCGAUGCGUAAAGAAGUUCCUACGUUAGGUAAAAUACUGGCCGCUGCUAAACAUGAACUUAAUUAUCGUGGUGGUAAAGAGUCGUUGCGGUUAAUAUUGUUAAAUAAACUAGGUAUUAAGUUUAAGAAAUGCGAGAAGAAAAACAAAAAACCGCCCGAACAAAAUCAACAGCCCAUGCAGCAAAUGCCAAAUGUUAUGGCACAUUUGCCGAUGCAACAAAUGAAACCUGAGAGUCAGUGUAUCUACACAAAUAUGAUGCCGCAGGUUCCGCCUGUCUCCUACUAAGAUUGAUCUAGAUUUUAAUACUGUAAAUAUAUAAUAAGGAUGAAUGAAGGUAUAUAGACUCUGAAUAUAUUUUACAGAUUUAAAACAUAAUUUUGAAACUCAAUUUAACAAAAGCAAUCACGACGGUCACAAUAUCUUUAUAAUAAUUUAACAAAUGUGAUAGAUCGAUCAUAAUUCUACUGUAGUGUAUACAAUAAUUGUAUGACAAUAAGAUUUUUCAUGAAUGGAAAUAAAUUUAAUGUCAUACAACGUAACACUCUGUCUGGCUCGAAAAGCUGUCUCUCUCUUUGUGGAGAAGAUUUGGAGCUAAUUCCACCACGCUGCUCCAAUGCAGGUUGGUAGAUACACAUGUGGCACGAUUUCAUUGAAAUUAGACACAUGCAGGUUUCCUUCUAAUAUUUUUCUUCACCACCAAGCUCAUGAAUUAUUAACAGAAUUUUAGCACAUGGAUAUCAGUGGCACUUGAGUUGAUUUUAACCCGUAAUCAUUGGUUUAGACUGGUUUUUAAAUAUAUUUAUUCUACAUUAUAUAAAUAUAAUAUUUAAUUAUCACAACCGAUGUAUGGAAAUGUAUGUAGGGUCAUGAUGACCUUGGAUUAUAUACAAUCAGACUUAUUAUUUACAAUUAUGAACAAGUACC